Messenger RNA from Electrophorus electricus (electric eel), 2469 nucleotides. The record is from RefSeq and is a predicted model, not a curated record. Lineage: Eukaryota; Metazoa; Chordata; Actinopteri; Gymnotiformes; Gymnotidae.
UGCACAGUAAAAUGCUCGAAUUUUAAUGCUAUUUUUAGGAGGAUUUCAUACUGGAAUAUGUCGGCAAUGUUCAAGCAACCAUAUAUGUUGUGGAUAUUUUACUCUUGGAUUUGUUAUGUUUUCAGCGUCGUCAGUGGGCAGGUGGUGUACUCUGUAACGGAGGAGAGUACUCCGGGGACUUUAGUUGGAAAUUUAGCCAAAGAUCUGAAUCUGAAUGUGCAAGAGUUGGAGCACCGUGGAUUCCAAAUUGUUUCAGGAACAAAUGCAAGGUAUUUCGAUUUAAAUGUUAAAGAUGGAGUUCUUCAUAUUAAAAGCAGAAUGGACCGCGAGGAGCUAUGCGGACGUAGUUUAAAAUGCGCGUUGGAAUUAGAAGCUAUUGUUAAGUCACCGUUAAACAUGUACCGAUUUGAGGUAAAUGUAUUGGACAUAAAUGACCACACGCCCGUAUUUCGUUCUCCAAAGGGAGAACUGAAUAUUUCUGAAUCUGCUUCUCUUGGCGAUAGAUUUGCUUUACCAAGAGCAUUUGAUGCGGAUGUCGGCAGUAAUUCGGUAAAGAGCUACAAGCUGAGCACGAACGAACACUUUUCCCUGGAUGUACAGAGCGGAGGAGAACAAAGUGUGUCCGCUGAGUUGGUGCUGCAAAAAUCUUUAGAUCGAGAGAAACAGUCUUUGAUCCUGCUUACCCUGACCGCUGUAGACGGGGGAAAACCUCCACGUUCUGGAACAUUAAAUUUAAAAGUCAAUGUCAUUGAUGUGAACGAUAACACUCCUGUGUGUGGUAAAUCACUUUAUAAGGCUAGAAUACCAGAAAAUGCACCGGUAGGUACAUCUGUUAUCAUUGUUUUUGCAAGUGAUGCCGAUGAUGGAGUGAAUGGUGAAAUUCUCUUUUCAUUUGUAAAUCAUGAUAAUGAUGCAAUAAUUGAUGAUUUCACCAUUAAUUCUAAUACCGGUGAAAUAACAGUGAAGGGACAUUUGGAUCAUGAGUUAAACAAUGCAGUCGAAAUUCGAGUUCAGGUCAAAGAUAAAGGGCAAACUCCCAGGGCAGCGUUUUGUAAAAUACUAAUUGAAAUUAUUGACGUUAAUGACAAUUUUCCGGAGAUAUCUGUAACAUCAUUAGUUAACGUCAUUAAAGAAGAUUCGCAAGAUGGAACAAUAGUCGGUUUAAUAACUGUCAAAGAUAAUGAUGCUAAUAAAAACGGUGUCGUUGUGCUCAGGUUAGAAGCAUAUGUUCCGUUUGCUCUACAGAACACAUAUAAAAAUAGGUAUUCUUUAAUUGUGAAAGGCGCUCUAGAUAGAGAAUUAGUGUCUCAAUAUGAUAUAACUAUUAAAGCUACAGAUGAAGGAACGCCGUCUCUGACCAGCACCAGUGUCAUUACUGUACACAUUUCUGACGUGAAUGACAACGCGCCGUGCUUUGCAGAGACCAAUAUUAUUGUUUAUGUGAAAGAGAACAGUCAGAUCGGAGCCAUUGUUUAUACAGUAUCGGCUUUUGACCCGGAUGCAGGCGAUAAUGCCAGGAUAACAUAUUCCUUACUACAAAACCCUAAAAGCUCUCCUUUAACAUCAGUGUUCAGCAUAAAUUCUGAAAGUGGAGAUAUCAACAAUUUACAUACUUUAAAUUAUGAAGAAAUAAAAAGGUUUCAGUUUAAAGUUCAGGCCACAGACUCUGGAGUUCCUCCUCUGAGCAGUAACGUGACUGUUAAUGUUUUUGUCCUGGAUGAAAAUGACAACAGUCCAGUGGUUCUCGCGCCCUAUUCGGAACACGGCUCCGUUAACACCGAGAACAUUCCUUUCUCUGCUGACCCGGGCUACUUUGUGGCCAAAAUCAGAGCUGUAGACGCCGAUUCUGGAUAUAAUGCGCUUCUUUCUUAUCACAUGUCUGAACCUAAAGGAAACAACUUAUUCCGCAUCGGAACCAGCAGUGGGGAGAUCAGAACUAAGAGGAGGAUGAGUGACAAUGACCUGAAAACACACCCCCUGGUCAUUAUGGUUUCUGAUAACGGAGAGCCCUCACUGUCAGCGACUGUGUCUAUUGAUGUCGUGGUUGCUGAAAGCGGGAGUGACAUCCAAACAAAAUUAAGACACGUUCCGAUGAAGGAGGAGAGUUUCUCGGAUUUAAAUCUGUAUUUGCUGAUUGCCAUUGUGUCGGUGUCAGUGAUCUUUUUACUGAGCCUCAUCAGUUUGAUAGCUGUGAAAUGCUACAGGACAGACGGCAGUUUCAGCAGGUACAGCGCCCCAGUGAUCACCACCCACCCUGACGGGAGCUGGUCUUACUCCAAAUCUACUCAGCAGUAUGACGUGUGUUUUAGCUCCGACACACUGAAGAGUGACGUAGUGGUUUUCCCUGCUCCGUUUCCGCCUGCAGAUGCGGAACUGAUCAGUAUUAAUGGAGGGGACACUUUUAACAGAACACAAACACUCCCUAAUAAAGAGAAGGUAAGAUUUUUUUUUUUUUUUUGGGAGUGUUAA